AGGAGCCUAGAUAGCCGCAGACGAAAACAGCAUGGACGGUGCACAGUAACGUAACUCAGUUACAGCCAGCCUCAAAGUAAGCGACCUUGUUUUUUGCGUGUUUUAGAAAGCGGCUGCUUUUGCGGUUUUGGUUCAACUCAAGAUGCGUAGUUUGCGUGACCGGACGUUAGUUGCGUGAAGCGGCGCUCGUGACUCUGUAGCUAACCUGCUAUAGUGUUUGUGUUGGGUUAACGUUAGCUGGCUAACCUCAAGGGGAGUGGUUGUCAAAGUGUCACCAGUUUGUUUUAAAAAAAAGGGAAGAAAAGUCCUCCUGCUUGAAAAAGAACAGGUGCAGAAACUGAGAAAAAGACUGUUUAUUUAAUCAGAAAGGCAGCUGUUCAACAAGUGUAUGUGUGCAGCCUGCAAACCCCCCUGAGAGCUGGCAGGUGUGUGUACAGUGAGCUGGCAUGGGGAAUGGAGUACAGGAACAUCGGGGGGCGCUCACACAGGGUGAGGUGCUGCCACGGCCCUCCUCCAGCCAAUCAGAGGGUUUUAAGCAGGGCCGAUCUGUGUUGAACUCAUUGCUCUCUGGAGCCUUCGCAGGAGCUGUGGCUAAAACAGCUGUAGCUCCACUGGACAGGACCAAGAUCAUUUUCCAAGUGUCUUCAAACAGAUUUUCUGCCAAGGAAGCGUACCGGUUGAUUUAUCGCACUUAUCUGAAGGAAGGCUUCCUGAGCUUAUGGAGGGGCAACUCAGCCACCAUGGUGAGGGUCAUCCCUUACGCAGCCAUCCAGUUUUGCGCCCACGAACAAUACAAGAGGCUUCUGGGAGGCUAUUAUGGCUUUCAGGGCAAGGCUCUGCCUCCUGUCCCUAGACUCGUGGCUGGCUCACUGGCUGGCAUCACAGCCGCCAUGCUCACAUACCCGCUCGACAUGGUGCGCGCCCGCAUGGCAGUCACGCCGAAAGAAAUGUACAGUAACAUAAUGCACGUGUUCGUGCGGAUCUCUCGCGAGGAAGGACUGAAGACCCUCUACAGGGGAUUCACUCCAACUAUACUGGGAGUGGUUCCUUACGCAGGCCUCAGCUUCUUCACCUACGAGACGCUUAAGAAACUCCAUGCAGAGAAGACAGGAAGACCUCAUCCCUACUCAUAUGAACGGCUGGCGUUUGGCGCAUGCGCCGGCCUCAUCGGUCAGUCAGCAUCUUACCCGCUAGACGUGGUGCGACGGCGCAUGCAGACGGCAGGAGUGACCGGACACACGUACAGCACCAUCACAGGUACCAUGAGAGAGAUCGUGUCAGAGGAGGGCGUCAUCCGCGGCCUGUACAAAGGCCUGAGCAUGAACUGGGUCAAAGGGCCUAUUGCUGUUGGCAUCAGCUUCAUGACCUUUGACCUCACCCAGAUCUUGCUGCGCAAGGUGGGUGCACGAUAGCCCAUCCUGUGUUGGGAAGACUUUUUAGAGGCAGCACCGUAACCCAUAUCCCUGUAUCUGAGGCAGCCUGGAAAGGAAUAAACAGGGUCUUCUUGCUGCUUGUGUCAGACCCAGGAAGGAGGAAGAGUAGAAACCAGCGCACAUGCUGCCAGCGAAAACAGGAAGUUUAUCAACUGAUGCACAAGCACAGAGACAGGAAUUCUGUGGAAGUACGAGUUUCCCCAUUUUACAGGAAUGUGAAAUGACAUUUUAGUGAUUUUUGUUUUCUGAGUUCUGGAGAAUCUCUUUGUACACACUGUGUGUGUGAGUUUGUGUGUGAAAUUGAGAAACAGAGACAGAUUGAAUGUAUUUCCUGUAUGAUCUCUCUCUCUAUACUGCCAUCUCACAAGUGUCCAAGUCCGGCAACUUCCAGAAAAGGUGUAGUAGUAAGCUAGAGCUGGGCGAUAUUCACAUCAAUGUUCUGUGUAUGACAUACGAACAUACCUGUUUAUGAAAAACAAAUUCAUAUUCAGUAUCAUUCAAUUAAACCGUCCUGGUUGCCAGCAGCCAAUCAGGAGACAGACGUGACAGGGGGAAGAUUGUGAUUUGGUUUAGUUAAUUAUGGAGACCAUUGUGACCAAGUGUGGCUUAGGGUUUAGGUUUUAAAUAAAAAGAAUUUAAAUGAAUUGAACAAGACUGAGAGUUGAAAAUGCCUGAAUCUGUGUGCAUUUUUAAAAAAAUUGACCUGUAAACACUUACAGGAGAAGAAAACUCCCCUAUGUUCACAUAUCGCUCAGCUCUGCUUCAUGCUUGAGCAUGAAACACUUUAUUCUAUAUACUUAUAGAUACUUCCUGUAUCUAUACGUUCUCUCUCCUGUAUUUCUGCGUCUCUGUGUCUGUGUUUGUUUUCCUCCUGCCUUGUGAUGUCUGAUGAGUCCGAGCUGCCUUGAUCUCUAAUUAGCACAUUUUAUUUUAUUUUUUAUAUAAAUCCGAAAUGAUUUGAUUUCCUUUCAGCCAUAUGAACUUGAGACGAUCGCUUAGUAGAGAACCUAUAAAUGUUUCUAGAGAAACAGCAAUAAGGAUGUAAUGGAGCAGAACGGAGAGGUGUAACAGGGAAGUGUGGAGUGUCUUGCUACUCUGGCUCACUGUUGAUGAAUGAAUGGUGUCCACUGCUUCUAUCUUUAUCCUGUGUGGUAUGUGGAGCCGGUCAUACCACAGAGGGAUGAAAGCAGGUGUGUGUGUGUGUGUUGGAGAGAUCUGACCAGCCAGCUGUGGGCAGUAAAAUACAUUUUGGCCCUUAUUGGGAGCUGUGUGUGUGUGGUGUUGGUUCUCUAUUGUCCUACACAUCUCUGAGCUUCUGUAGAUAUGCCCUGGUGUAUAUUGAGUCAUGUGAGGUGAUGUCAGUUGUGUAAAUGAUGAUAAGCUGUGGGUGAGGAUAUACUAAGUGCCUACAGGGAGGGUAAAAAGAUAUAACUGAAACACUAUCAGAAAAAAUGGGACAUGCAUUUUGUACUUUUAUUAUGGAUCUUUCACCUUGAGUUAAGGUACCCGGCUUGACUGAAGCGUUAAGUUGAAAUAAACAGUACAAAGUGCGUAUGCUUUAGGGUCCUACUCCAGGGUCCUACUCCAGAGCGGUACAGUCGAGUCCCCUUUCUUUCUCCUAAAUCUUAAUGCCAUGCGAUCAUGUGGGAUAAAAGUGCAAUAGGUAAGCGCUCGUUCUGCGUGAUUUUUUUUUUUUUAAUAUCGUCCACGUUUCAGCUCUUUGGUGUUCAGGUGAAUCACCUUCCAUGUAUUCUGGUGUUUAUGAUCUCCUGAGGCGACUUAAAGGAAUACCCCAGCGCUUUGCUGGGUCUCUGGUGGUCGUCUGAUUUAACUAUGAACUGCAAUUUCAUCUGACAUCUGAAAACAGAACAAAUAUUAUUUAGAGUCAAAAGGACAAUUUAUGCAAAACACUUUGAAGAAUUCUUUAGUAACACACACACACACUUUUAUAUAUAUAUAUAUAUAUAUAUAUAUAUAUGUAUGUAUGUAUGUAUGUAUGUAUGUAUGUAUAUAUAUAUAUAUAUAUAUAUAUAUAUAUAUAUAUAUAUAUAUAUAUAUAUAUAUAUAUAUAUAUGUAUGUAUGUAUGUAUGUAUAUAUAAGUCAAGGCCUUAGUGUUACUCGGUAUGAUUAGCGCUUUCGGAUGCGUCUGAUGUAUCGUUUGUCGUUCUGUAGCUGUGAUGGUGCUGUAAUAACUUCCAUCCAGCUUUCAUUUCAGUAACACGUUCUGUCACGUCUUCCUCGUCGUAACCAGUCACUGUUAGCGUCUAACAGUUGUGUUGAAUUCACAGUGUACACUUUGUACUUUAUAAGUGAAUGUUGACUGACUAGUUUUUCUGUUCUUUCUGUUUUUGUAGAGGAAAAUUUCCGUUCUGCGUUUGCCCGAGUGCCGAUUUUUCCCGAGUGUAUGCUGUUGAUUAGUGGACGAUGUACGGUGUCCGUUUUAUGUUAGUUAAGGAUGGGUCGCAAACCUCGAAAUAAUAUCAGACUAGCUUUAAUAGAGAGAGAGCGAGGGUGGCUGAGUUGAGCAUGCACGACCGUAUCGGCCAGUGAAAGGUGCAGUGUAUUGCGUACGCACAAAGAUAUCGAAGAGGAACUGUAGUGUGUGUGUGUGAGAGCACCUCAGUUCAGCGAGCACUGAGCACUGCAACACUCGCGAUUUGGGUGACCCUCGACAAUACUGCCCUUCAUACUCAGGUUAUACUAAAGUUACUGUGUAAAUUACAUAACAUCUUGAGCAUAAAACUCAGCAGCAACCAACAUAAACAGAGCUAAAUGUAAAGGUUUCAUAAUGCCAGGAAGUAGGUUUCCGGGAUUCAGUAUCGGUAUCGGUGUGUACUCGUCCUCAGUCUUGCCCUCAGUGGGUCCCUAGUCUGUGGUAACUGCACAAAUGCAAUGAAUAUAAAGUGGCUUUAAAAACAGUAAAGUAUUCCCUCUAAUAUUCUCCUUUAUCUCGUCAGCUCUCUGAUGGAGUGACGUGGAAAGUGUUGAUACCUGCAUUUACUUGGAUUUAAAGUCUGACAGUCAGACGUUUUGCACUGUUAUUCAGUGGUGUUGUGUUUUAAUGAAAUCGUGUAUUAGGACUGUGUGCUUGUUCGAGCCGUGACCUUUCUCUCAUUCGCACAAAUAAUAACGUCAGACAAGGUCAAGAUAAAACUGAACAAAAUGACAUCUGGUCCAAAAUCUCGUCAUGUUCUCAUUUUGUCUCUCUCUCUCUCUCAUUCUCUGUCUCUCUCUCUCUGUGUCUCUCUCUCUCUCUGUGUCUGUCUCUGUUUUUCUCUCUCUCUGUUUUUCUCUCUGUCUGUCUGUCUGUCUGUCUGUCUCUCUCUCUCUCUCUCUCUCAUUCUCUGUCUCUCUCUCUCUGUGUGUCUGUCUCUGUUUUUCUCUCUCUGUUUUUCUCUCUGUCUGUCUGUCUGUCUCUCUCUCUCUCUGUUUUUCUCUCUGUCUGUCUGUUUUUCUCUCUGUUUGUCUCUGUCUCUCUCUCUGUUUUUCUCUCUGUCUGUCUGUCUGUCUCUCUCUCUCUGUUUUUCUCUGUCUGUCUGUCUCUCUCUCUCUCUGUUUUUCUCUCUGUCUGUCUCUGUCUGUCUCUCUCUCUCUCUGUUUUUCUCUCUCUCUGUCUGUCUGUCUGUCUGUCUCUCUCUCUCUAUCUUUCUCUAAUUCUCUCUCUCUCAUUUUUUUUUUCCUCUUCUAAACCCUCUUUCCUACAGUGAAAGAGUUUACUAACAGACAAUCGCGUGAUGCCAAAGCACAGUUUGUGUGUGAAUGUUUUAUUUGGCAGAUUUGUUUUUAACUUGCAGCUCAGUGAAGCCUAGUAACAUUGCCACUGUUUGAACCUGAUCAUUAUAUUAUCAAAACUAAUGAACCACGUGGUUUCUUAACACACCGCAGGUACUCAAGACCAGAAAGUUAACUGUUGGACUAACGGCUAGAGAAUAUAACUUCUUUAUAUAGCUUCCAAGCUGUUAUUGAAACAUAACCUUGUCAGAGUGGAGAAUAAAGUCACUCGAUGUUCAUCAGUCUGAUGAAACGUUCUGGUGUCAGUGAUUAUUUCAAUGCAAAAUGGUUUAAUCUUUUUAAAGAAAUUUUCUCAACCUGUGGCAUCUAACCUCAUAUUUUGUAAAAAAAAGAAAUUGUAUAUUGUGCCAAUGAAUGUACAUUAAACUAACAAGAUCUGUG
Hemibagrus wyckioides is the source of this 5607-nucleotide messenger RNA. It is a transcript of the gene slc25a42, whose product is annotated as solute carrier family 25 member 42. The record is from RefSeq and is a predicted model, not a curated record. Gene Ontology annotation, cellular component: mitochondrial inner membrane. The transcript is spliced from 8 exons. Lineage: Eukaryota; Metazoa; Chordata; Actinopteri; Siluriformes; Bagridae. The coding region runs from base 447 to 1412 and encodes 321 amino acids. Gene Ontology annotation, biological process: transmembrane transport.